Molecule: messenger RNA, 2281 nt
Organism: Anguilla rostrata (American eel)
Lineage: Eukaryota; Metazoa; Chordata; Actinopteri; Anguilliformes; Anguillidae
Gene: lcat
Product: lecithin-cholesterol acyltransferase
Exons: 6
Coding region: 87-1490 (467 amino acids)
Biological process (GO): lipid metabolic process
Molecular function (GO): phosphatidylcholine-sterol O-acyltransferase activity
Source: RefSeq, a predicted model, not a curated record
UGGUAUGAAUAGUUCAGUCUUGCUCCCGCUGCUGAUACUGCAGCACACUGCAAGAGGGUCGGACAGAGAAAGACAGAGGGGGAAAAAUGGAGUUUUUGCGUGCCCUGGCACCCGUUCUACUGCUGCUCCUGGCGCUCCAGCACGCCGCCGCCUUCUGGAUCCUCAACAUCAUCUUCCCGCCCAACGCCAACGGCAAGUCCCGGCACAACCAGAACAACAGCACCCCACCUGUGAUCAUAGUGCCGGGGAACCUCGGGAACCGUCUGGAGGCCAAGAUCGACAAGCCCGCCCUGGUGCACUGGCUCUGCUACAAGAAGACCGACGACUACUUCCCCCUGUGGAUCGACCUCAACAUGUUCAUGCCCAUCGGCCUCGACUGCUGGAUCGACAACAUCCGGAUCGUGUACAACAGGACGACCCGAAAGGCCACCAAUGCCCCCGGGGUGGAUGUAAGGGUCCCGGGGUUUGGCCAAACGUACCCGGUGGAGUUCCUGGAUGCAAACAGGUUGACUGGGUACUUCCACACAAUGGUCCAGCACCUUGUGAACCUGGGGUACGUCCGCAACGAGACCAUCCGCGCAGCUCCCUACGACUGGAGGAUCGCCCCCAACCAGCACGCGGAGUACUUCUCGCGGCUGAAGAAGCUGGUGGAGGAGAUGUACGAGGAGUACCAGCACCCCGUCUACCUGCUGGGCCACAGCAUGGGCUGCAACUACAUCCUGUACUUCCUGAACCACCAGCCGCAGGCCUGGAAGGACCGCUACAUCAGGAGCUUCAUCUCGCUGGGCGCACCCUGGGGUGGGGCCGUCAAAACCCUCAGGGUGCUGGCUUCAGGUGAGAACGACGGCAUCCCGCUGGUGUCCACCAUCAAGAUUCGCGAGGAGCAGCGAAUGACCACCACCAACCCCUGGAUGAUCCCCACCAUGGAGGCCUGGCACAGCGACCACGUCUUGAUCUCCACCCCCUCUUUCAACUACACCAACAAAGACUACCAGCGCUUCUUCACGGACAUCAACUUCGAGGACGGCUGGUACAUGUGGGAGGACACCAAGGACCUGACAGCCGGCCUGCCCCCUCCUGGUGUGGAGGUGCACUGCCUGUACGGAGUGGGGCUCCCCACCCCGGUCACCUACGUGUACGACGAGAACUUCCCCAACGCCGACCCCGUGGACAUCCUGUAUGACGACGGCGACGACACAGUGGACAGCCGCAGCAUGAGCCUGUGCAAGCGGUGGGUGGGGAAGCAGGACCAGCCCGUCCACAUCACCGAGCUCCGCCGCCUGCCCCACCUGGACAUCGUCUUUGACUCCCGCGUGCUCACCCUCAUCCAGAACAUCCUGCUGGGCCCGCUGAGCGAGGAGCCCGACCCCACGGAGGACCCCCCCAGCCUCGACGCACCCGAUCAUGGCCCCGCCCCUAACCCCCCCGCCGUGACCGACCAGCCCCCCACCGACUCCCCUGCGUCAACCAAUUACACGGCGGGGCUAUAGUUGCACCCCUCCGACUCACUCUCACCCCAAUCCCCCCCUACCACCACCCUCCAAGCCAAUCCUCGGACACUGUUGAAGCAAAAACAGCCACCACUGUGACAGACGCAAACCAGGUCGAGAGUGUAGCCAAGAGUGUGACAUCAUCGUCACCUGUACACGUAUCCUUAUUACUCUCGUAUCCCAUAGCAACGGGCUAACGUGCUCCGUCUGCACGCCACUGGCUGAUGUUCGUUCGGGAUGCUCUGGCUGCUUUCUGUACGCAGGUGAACGCUGUGCAUGUACUGUAGCUCUGUCUCUUUCCCUCACCUCCCACUAAUGUAUCUUCCCUGCACCCAUUCUCUUGUUGUAAGAUAGAUAAUUUUCUAUUAAGUAGUUUGUAGUAGAUUUAGUAGUAAUGUUCAAAGGUUUUUUUUGUUUGAUUUUCUCAGAGUUGACAGUUUGUUUUUUUGACGUCUGGUUAAGUUUCACCGUUGGUGGCCUUACUCUUUCAUGCUUGCCAGUGAAAGCUGGUUGUUCCGUCCUCUUCCUGUGUUUCCAGGCCACAUUUGGUGAAAGCGUUAGCCGAGAGAGGAAGAUUCACAACAACUCCACACACUGUUUACCCGCUGCGUGCAAUCAUGGGGCAGGUGGCAAAAAAGAACCACAGAAACUGAAUGAAACUUCUUGUUUCCUUCUCACGGCAGGAAUUACCCUCUCUGUCCUUGUCACUGGUUCCUGUGGUCACAUCAUGCAUUAUAAUAGCUCUGUUUUUUUCAGGGUAUGUCGUAUUAAUAAAAGAUUAAGACACAUAA